Messenger RNA from Ceratotherium simum simum (southern white rhinoceros), 5433 nucleotides. It is a transcript of the gene RBSN, whose product is annotated as rabenosyn, RAB effector. The record is from RefSeq and is a predicted model, not a curated record. NCBI's taxonomy places the organism in Eukaryota, Metazoa, Chordata, Mammalia, Perissodactyla, Rhinocerotidae. Gene Ontology annotation, molecular function: metal ion binding.
UCGGCGCCGCCGCAGGCGCGCCUGCCGAGCGCCGAGCAGCCAUGGAGAUGGCGGCGGCGGCUGUGUGAAGGACCGUGGAGGCCUAGAGCCCGGGCCGGAGGGCUGGACAGGCCUGCGUGCCCGCGGAAGCCCGACCGGGACUUCUACUCCAGAGAGGAAACCUCAUCCAGGGCCAUGAUGCCACUUCCCCAUUAUCUGUGUGCUGCUUGGUUAAGCUAAUGCUGCAGGAGCCCUGGUCCCUUGUGGAGGAAUCAAGCUGACUCUUGGCAUGAGGCCCCUGCCUUACAGGGGUUGAGAGGGACACUGCCAUGGCUUCUCUGGAUGACCCAGGGGAAGUGAGGGAGGGCUUCCUCUGCCCUUUGUGCCUAAAGGACCUGCAGUCUUUCUAUCAGCUUCAGUCACAUUAUGAGGAAGAGCACUCCGGGGAAGACCGUGAUGUCAAAGGGCAAAUUAAAAGUCUUGUCCAGAAGGCUAAGAAAGCAAAGAACAGGCUGUUGAAACGAGAAGGAGAUGACCGAGCAGAAUCAGGGACCCAAGGAUAUGAGUCUUUCAGCUAUGGAGGGGUUGAUCCUUACAUGUGGGAACCCCAGGAGCUUGGUGCUGUGAGAAGCCAUCUUUCUGACUUCAAAAAACACCGAGCUGCCAGAAUUGACCACUAUGUUGUUGAAGUCAAUAAAUUAAUAAUCAGGUUAGAGAAGCUCACUGCAUUUGACAGAACGAAUACUGAGUCUGCUAAGAUCCGAGCAAUAGAAAAGUCCGUGGUGCCUUGGGUCAAUGACCAGGAUGUCCCUUUCUGUCCAGACUGUGGGAAUAAGUUCAACAUCCGUAACCGCCGCCACCACUGCCGUCUCUGUGGGUCUAUUAUGUGCAAGAAGUGUAUGGAGCUCAUUAGUCUUCCCUUGGCAAACAAGCUCACCAGUGCCAGCAAGGAUUCCUUGAGCACCCACACCAGCCCCAGCCAGUCACCCAACAGCGUUCAUGGCUCCCGCCGGGGCAGCAUCAGCAGCAUGAGCAGUGUGAGCUCCGUCCUGGACGAGAAGGAUGACGACCGGAUCCGCUGCUGUACACACUGCAAGGACACGUUGCUCAAGAGAGAGCAGCAGAUCGACGAGAAGGAACACACCCCUGACAUUGUGAAGCUCUACGAGAAAUUACGACUUUGCAUGGAGAAAGUUGACCAAAAAGCUCCUGAAUACAUCAGGAUGGCAGCAUCAUUAAAUGCCGGGGAGACAACCUACAGUCUGGAACAUGCUAGUGACCUCCGAGUGGAAGUGCAGAAAGUAUAUGAGCUAAUAGAUGCUUUAAGUAAGAAGAUCUUAACCUUAGGCUUGAACCAGGACCCUCCACCACAUCCAAACACCUUGCGGCUGCAGAGGAUGAUCAGAUACUCAGCUACACUUUUUGUGCAGGAAAAGUUGCUUGGUUUGAUGUCACUGCCAACCAAAGAACAGUUUGAAGAACUGAAAAAGAAGAGGAAGCAGGAGAUGGAGAGGAAGAGGAUCCUAGAGAGACAGGCUGCCCUGGAAGCCCAGCGAAGGCUUGAGGAAAGGCGGAGUGACCUGGCAUCUCGUGCAGCCAAUGGGGAGGUAGUGUCCCUUCGAGGGGGCCCUGCCCCCUUGAGAAAGGCUGAGGGCUGGCUCCCGCUGUCAGGAAGUCAGGGGCAGGGUGAAGACUCAGACCCCCUCCUCCAGCAGAUCCACAACAUCACAUCAUUUAUCAGGCAGGCCAAGGCUGCGGGCCGGACAGAUGAAGUGCGCACACUGCAGGAGAACCUGCGGCAAUUGCAAGAUGAGUAUGACCAGCAGCAGACAGAGAAGGCCAUCGAGAUGUCCCGGAAGCAGGCUGAGGAGGAGGAUCUGCAGCGAGAACAGCUGCAGAUGCUCCGUGAACGUGAGUGGGAACGAGAAAGGGAGCAGUUCCAGGCGGCAUCCCUGCACACACGGACUCGGUCCCUGGACUUCCGAGAAAUCAGAUCUUUUCAUCUGGAGCCCGGCAGAGAGCCUCGCACCCACUUUGCUCAUGUUUUGGAUCUAGGCUCUUCCCCAGCUCAGAGUAGUGCAGCUCCCAAGUCCCCUUCACCCAGCUCAGCUCUUGAGCCCAUCAGCGUGUGGUCUGGGCCCCAAGCCCUUGGCCAGGAAUUCUUCCCCCAGAGCACCAUGUCACAGCAAAAUGAGGUGCCCUCCCUAAAUCUCUUUGAUGAGGAAGACCUCUCCAGCCCCACAGCAGAGGGCACUACCAGCCCUCUUGCUGCAGAGCCUUCCUUUGGCCCUUCAGCCCACAUCCUCAAAGAGUACAAUCCUUUUGAGGAAGAGGAGGCAGUGGGCAAUCCCUUCACUAACCCAGAUAGCCCAGCACCCAACCCCUUCGAAGAGGAAGAUGAGCAUCCCCACCAGAGGCCCUCAAGCCCUCCUGUUCCUGGCAACCCCUUCGAGGAAGCCACCUGUACCAACCCCUUCGAGAUGGACAGUGACAGUGGGCCGGAGAGCGAGGAGCCCAUAGAGGAGGAGCUCCUCCUCCAGCAGAUCGAUAACAUCAAGGCGUACAUCUUUGAUGCCAAGCAGUGCGGCCGCCUGGAUGAGGUGGAGGUGCUGACAGAGAACCUAAGGGAGCUGAAGCGCACCCUGGCCAAACAGAAGGGGGGCACUGACUGACCAGGGGGUGGGCAGGGCACCUUUGGGCCCAGGGCCUGGCAGGAGGCAGUGGAGCAGAAGAGAGGGUUGGUGGGAUUGAUGGGGAAGGAGGAAGGAUGAGAAUCAAGAUGCACACAGGUUAGGUGAGGGAAUCUGCUAUUCUGUGCUGUGCAAUUGGGGGUUUUUCCACUACAGUUGAAUAAUAAAAUGGGAAGUAGAACAGGAAGAAUCAGCAUUCAUUUGCUGUUUUUCCUGUAUUUUUUUUUUGUAAUUGGAUUUUCCCUUUAGAAGGGACUUUAAAUUUCACUACCAAGAUAUAACUAAAUGCUGUUCUUUUGGACCCAGGGCAGAAGUGGCUGCCAUGCACCUUGUGGGUCCAUUUGCUCCUGCAUAGUCUUUGGUCAUUUUGCAGUAUUGUAGGGCAGCUGUAUGCAGGGCCCUUCCUUUAGCCAGGACAGACGAGAUGGAUUCCUUUAAACUUUGCUCUGCUCUGGCAGAAGUCUGUCCCCAUUAGGCUAUGGGUUCCUUUCACCUGGGACUUGCUCUGCCCUGCUGGGCACAUCCCUCCUGUGCAAUGGAACGGGGAGGUAUUGCUAUGAAGGCAGUAGUUUAGACCCAGGAGAGCCCAGUACCUCUUUUUUUUAAGAGUGGGUGACAGGGAUGAGGUUUCGCCAGGGUCUGUUGCCCUCUCAGUUUAAGUUCUUGUUUAUCUCUUUCAGGAAGUUAAACUCCCAGUGCAGGGGUAUCUCUGAGUCUGAUCAUGAGGUUUUUAGAAAAUAGGAGUGGUUAACUUUUUGGUUGAUAGAGGUUAGGUAUUAUUUGGGAGAAGAGUCUCUACACAAAUGUUGCUCUUUGGAACUGAAUGACUGCUGGAACAAUUGUCUGUCCCCAGAGAAACCUCCCUCUAGAGUUUUGGAAAAUUACUCUAACCUGAGCUUUUUCAAAGGGCCCAGUUUAUAAUUUAGGAAUUGGUGAUCAGGAACCUUUUAUGGAACAUUGUCAGAGUGGACGCUUCCCUGAGUCAGAAGAUAAAAUAAUUGCCAAGGCCAGUUGAUCAGCCUUCUUCCUUUUUGGUUCAUCCUGUCAGGACAGGGGCACUGGUGAGAUAUUUUCUUACCAAGGUUUAGUGUUAAGAAACUGAAAUGUUUGAAGAGGCACAACCCAGGAUUAUUCUGAUAGCACUGCAGUACUUGAACUCUUCCCCAAUUAAGGGCAAAAAGGGAAAUUGUUAAUUUAGCUCUGGUGCUUUGGUUUACAGGAACAUAACCCUUAACUGAUGUCUGACAUGAUACCCAAGUGUGCUCAGCUUUGGAUAGAGUUCCUGCAAUUAUGCUUGUUAAUUAAUGAACAAUAACUGGCCACUAGUCACUUUAUACCCCUUAACUAACUCUGGGUCAUACUCACAUUGGUUCCUGGUGUGAGAGCCAAAAUUCAUUGUGUUCCGUUCUGGGAAGAUGCAUCUUGAUCUUGGGAAUGUCUGAAAAACAUUGUGUUGUAAAAAUAAUCUAUAUUUGUGUUGACACUAUUCACAUUUCUUUAUCACCCGCUGGAUCUUUGGGCUGAAUGAAAAGGGCCUGUAUAGGGGCGUGAGAAUGGGGAGUGGGUGGAGGGUAUAUGGAAGACCCUUUACAUUUGGGUUCUGUUCACAAAGGAAUGUGAGUGGGCUACUAACGUCAGCCAGUUACUAACCUUGCUGAUUGUCUUGGGGGGUUUUUGGAAGUUGGCACCCCAGCAUCUAAAAUGUUGCCUGGUACAGGUGUCUUUUCUCCCUUGAGGUCCAUGCCCUUCAUGCUGUUAUUCUGGAGGGUUUCAUGGAUGGUGCAUGCUCCUACCUGCUCAGUCUGUCAUUUCUCUCUGACUGAAGAGGAGGAAGCUCUCUGCACCAAAAAGCAGAUAGUUCCAGAAGCUAAAUGCUGCUUUCCAUCAUAAUUACUUUUCUUAUGAGAAUAUAUCUCUUUUAAUUAGCUAGUGGUUUCAAUUAAGACUAGUUUACUAAACAUACCCUUUCCCUGAUAUCAACCACAGGUAGCAAUCUGAAGGAACUAAGAGCAUUGAGAACCACACAUAUAAGAAACAUUUUUUAAAACUAAAAAAAAAAUCACUGAAUAUACUAAACCAAACUAAAACCCUUUGAUGUGAUUGAAUUAUUCCAUGGCUAUAGUCUCCUAUAAUCAUAGACAUGACAGGAGUUAGAAUUCUCUACCCUUCAGCGGUACCAUUUCCCAGAAUUCACACAGGCACAAAGUUGGAUUUACAGAGAUGGGUUAACAUCAGGGAAAAGAUGGCCUAUGAACUGCAACCACAACUUCAAGUUCUUACCUCAUGUGAAUAUUUCACCCUGCCUGCAGUCCUUCAAGGCAAACAACUCUAUCUCCUCAGAAAAUGGGCAUGUUCUUGCUACCGUGUUGGCUGAUCUCCCUAGCUGUAGAUCAUAUAUGGAAGAGACUUUGGGGAUUCAGGCAUCAAAUGAAGUCGGCUUUUCCCUUUUAUGCCUUGUUUGUAUUUUUCCCUGUUUAAUACACUAGGACACUUACUCGUUAUACUUGCAGCUCAGUGUGUCUUUGCUGUUCAGAUACUAAAAUGUACCUGAGUCAUCAUGAGCCAUGUGGUAGGUUGAACAUUGGCAUAGUUAGGUGAGGGGCCUCGAAGUGAGAAGCUGGUCUCUUUACCAGGUCACAGACUGUGGUAGCAGGUUGUGCUGGUCAUCUGACAAUGAUGGACAGUUUGAGGGUCACUGAUUUGCAUGCACUACUCUGGGGCCUUGUAUUGGAACCUUUUUAAAAAAAUAAAAUAACAGAUGUUA